AUGCAUGUGUGGAAGUACUUAUCAUUAUUGUUGUCCGCCGCGGCGGCCAACCCGCUCAGUGUCCGAUCGACCGCCUGCAACAACUCUCCCGAUCUCUGCGACAAGUCCUACGGUGCCAUCACGCAUUUGGGGGCUCAUGACAGCCCUUUUGUCCGGACUUCAGAUAGUGUCCUGGCGGGUAAUCAAUAUUUUGAUACUCCGACGCAACUCAGUGCUGGUGUUCGACUCGUCACGGCCCAGGUUCACAAAGAUAAUAAUCAAUGGCGACUAUGCCAUUCAUACUGUACCCUGAUGGAUGCAGGCCGGUUGAGCGACUGGCUUGCUACGAUCAAAUCCUGGCUGGAUGACCAUCCUAAUGAAGUUGUCACGGUCCUUCUUGUCAACUCAGAUGGAGCCUCAGCCGCCGAGCUCGGGGCUGAAUUCACCACAGCCAACAUUACCAACUACGCCUGGCAGCCCGAGUCACUGACAACGCCCCCUGCCUCAUGGCCAACCCUGCGAACUAUGAUCAACUCGGGAAAACGGCUGGUUGUCUUCGCGACGCCAUUGACGACAAGCACGUCCUACCCAUAUCUCAUGUCUGAAUUUGACUUCAUCUGGGAGAACAACUACGACGUGACAACACCGGCCAACUUUUCCUGCGAGCCCAAUCGGCCAUCCUCACUGGCCGGCUCCCUGUCUACAGCACUAUCGAGCAACCGGCUCCCCUUCAUGAACCACUUCCUGUACUCUACGGACCUGGCGGCCCUGCAAAUCGAAUACCCGAAUGCCAGCUACGUUUCCACGACAAAUGCGCCCUCCGGUGGAAACGGCAAUCUCGGCACCGCUGCAACAACCUGCAAGGCUGCCUACCUUGGUCGACAGCCGACUUUCAUUCUGGUCGACUUCUUCAAUAAGGGUCCUGCAUUGGAUACGGUGGACAGUCUCAACAACGUGACCAACGCGGUCGGUCGUACAACGGUCUCCUCAUCACCUUCCUCUACUUCCUCCAGUGACGCGAGUAUGAUCGGCAAUGUGUUCAAGGGGCUGGUUGAGCUGGCAAACUCGGCCAAGUCUGGAGCGAGUCCAAGUGUGGGAGCGUGGAUCUGGGCUGGCGGCAAUUGGAACAGUGUCUUGGGUGGUGGCAUCUCCUUUUAG
This is a messenger RNA of Penicillium diatomitis, 1137 nucleotides long. RefSeq lists its product as uncharacterized. Gene Ontology annotation, molecular function: phosphoric diester hydrolase activity. NCBI's taxonomy places the organism in Eukaryota, Fungi, Ascomycota, Eurotiomycetes, Eurotiales, Aspergillaceae. The transcript is spliced from 3 exons. The record is from RefSeq and is a predicted model, not a curated record. Bases 1 to 1137 code for a protein of 378 amino acids. Gene Ontology annotation, biological process: lipid metabolic process.